This is a messenger RNA of Spirometra erinaceieuropaei, 1371 nucleotides long. The record is from the annotation of a GenBank genome assembly. NCBI's taxonomy places the organism in Eukaryota, Metazoa, Platyhelminthes, Cestoda, Diphyllobothriidea, Diphyllobothriidae.
AUGGUGUCUUUUGACGUCGUCUCACUCUUCACGUUCAUACCACAGGCCCUUGCGGUCGAAACGCUUGGUGACCUGCUACGUCAAAAUAACGACGGUGAUGAUGGCCAGCCCACAGCUCAAUAUCUCAUAGAAAUCAUGAGGCACUGCCUCAAGACAUUUUUUACGCUCGAGGGGAUCACAUACGGACAAACCAGGGGCACUCCAGUGGGUUCGCCAAUCUCUGGGCUCAUAGCCGAGGCAGUUCUACAAAAAAUCGAGAGACGACUAUUCGAGGAGUUCAAACCCAAGUUUUGGACAUACUACGUUGAUGACACCCUUAAAAUCAUAAAUCAGGAUAAAAUCAACUACUAUGCGGAACUACUGAAUUCAAUCACUCCCGAUCUACAGUUCACAAUGGAAGAGGAAGUGGGGGACAAACUUCCAUUCUUGGAUUUUCUCGUCUGCCGCCAAGCAAACGGCAAAGUAGCGACGUCGGUCUACAGAAAGCCGACGAACACGCUGCAAAUGCUUAGCUGCAACAGCAACCACUCGCUACAACACAAACGAAACUCUGUCCUCACGCUACACCGACGGGUGGAAACUCAUUGCAGCACGCCAGCCGCCGAACUGGACGAGAUCAAGCUCCUCCAAGAACUCUUCGGAGUCAACGGCGAUCCGCGGGCAUUCGUUGAACGGAGCCGAAGGCAGCCAAAGAAACGCAAUGAAGAACAUAGUCAGCCAAACUCGUGGCGGAGCAUUCCGUACAUUAAAGCGGUCUCCGAAGCCGUGGCUAGAUCCCUCGCGCCACUCGGAAUAGGUGCUGCCCACAGGCCUGACUCAACAAUCCGCCGGCUAGUGAUGAGGCCAAAAGAUCCGAUCCCUAAGCAGGAGAUGUCGGCCGUUGUCUACCGACUUCAAUGCAGCUGCGGAAGGUGCAGUUACGUUCGGGAAACCGGCCGAUGGCUACAAACGCGAAUGCACCAGCAUAAGUUGGCCGUGCCAGGGUUGGGUCCGAAGUCGGAGGUCGCAACCCAUGUCGCGCAAAUGGUGCACAACUUCAACUUUGACGCCGUUGAGACUGUGGGCCGGGGCGGUGAUCAUACAGCAAGGCAAGUGCAAGAAGCCUGGAUGUCCACCGACUGCUCUGUCAACCGCCACACCAAUUUGCCUCCCCCAUAUCCGGUUUUGCGGACAUUCUUGACGAGGGACAGUCACGGCGCGGGACAAUCGGAGUCGUCAGUCAUCUCCGCGGUCGGCGUGGGCGAUUCGGGUCACGGUGACGUGCGGGUUGAAUGCAGCUACGCAGGCGGCAUUGGCGGGUCACGCAUUGAACAAAGUGCGCCAUAUAAGGGGAACUGUGCGCAGGACUUUUCAGUCCCUGAAGAUGGGUAG